This is a messenger RNA of Oryctolagus cuniculus (rabbit), 1200 nucleotides long. The record is from RefSeq and is a predicted model, not a curated record. Lineage: Eukaryota; Metazoa; Chordata; Mammalia; Lagomorpha; Leporidae.
CUGGAGCCAAAGCCGGCAUCAGGAUGGCCAAUGGAUUCUUUCUGAAAGCAAACCAAAGCCCUUUGUUCCUGUUCCCUCUGCAGCGCCCAGGUGUGCUCGCCGCAGCCGCACGGCCUUUACCCCCGACCAGUUGGGGAUGUUGAAAGCUGUUUUCGAAACGACCCCCUGUCCUGACUGGGAGAAGAUACAAGAGUUAGCGGCAAAGCUAUGUUUGGAUGAGUGUGUGAUCAAGACCUGGUUUAAAAAUCAGCGCGCCCAGCAAAGAAAACUGCAGCGAAAGGGCCAGCCCCGCCAGCCCGGCGAGUCCCCACCACCACCAGGUUCAGAGCUCAGCGCACCUUCGCAGGAAGAUCACGGCCCUGAGAGCUCCCAGGCGCAUGGCCCCGAGGCUGCCGAAGACCCGCUGCCCGCCGAUCUGCAAAAUAUCCAUGUGGACUCCUCAGCGCCCUGGGCUUCGUUGCCCCAUGACAUCGGGGAGCUGGUGCGCAUGUACGGCUUGUUCGAUGACGACGAGCCCGACGACUAGCAGAUAUCUGAACCCCCAGACUUCAAGGGCCAAAUUUUCCCAGUCCUAGAAAAAAGAAAGAAGAAAAAAAGAAUGAAGCAUGUAGGAGCCCCUGCCGGCGACCUGGAGACAGCCCUGAAGGGACCACUCCUCUGCCUCGUUCUUUGCAAAACUAAACGUGUUGGGAUUUUGGGGAGAUCUCUGGGCUGGUCGGAGGCAUCACAGCCUGGAGGCUGGUUUUCUGUAGUGUGUGGACGUUUUGUAACGGUGAACUUAGAUGUUUUUGAAGUGCUUAAAGAAGAGGAUUUAUGGGGUUCCUGAGGGCAGUCAGGUGGGCCUGGUGACCUGGCCGCGGCCUUGGCCCCCAGCCGCCACCAGAGAGUCCGGGGUCGCCGCCACCGUGGAGCGCCAGGGGGCGCCAUCGUAGACAACGCGCAAGCCGGGCCGCGGCUGGAACUCUGCCUUUCCAAUCCAUCAACACAUCUGUACCAAAAAGUGUUUUUUGAAAAGAUUGAUUUUCUUGUGACCACCACAGUCACGCUAAUUAACAUACCACCUCCUCGCUUUCUUAGGAUGUUUUUGCAGAAGGAUGAUUGUCUUUUCAUUUUUAAAGAUUGGAUUGAUUGGGGCCGGCGCUGUAGCACAGCGGGUUCAACCUCCAGCCUGCAGCGCCAACAGCCCAUAUGGGCACUGGU